GGUCUUCAGAGCGGAAAAGACUUUGGAGCAAAAGUUUGCACAAUGGAGUUUUGCACAUUAACGCUGUUCGCACUGUUUUCCUCGUUUUACAGCGCGUUGGCUCUGGCGCCAAAAGCUGUAUGUCUCCUUCAAAUGGACGAGGGACCUUGCAUGGAGGACAUCGAGCGCUAUUAUUACAACACUAUCACCCAGAAGUGCGAGAUUUUCUACUAUGGAGGCUGCCAGGGAAAUGCCAACAACUUCAAGAGCUUUCAGGAGUGCCAGAAAACCUGCUUCAGAAUCCCAAAGAUUCCCCAAAUCUGCAGGUUCCCCAAAGAGGAGGGGCCGUGCCGUGCCCUCUUCCCUAUGUACUUCUUCAACAUGACCUCAAUGCAAUGUGAGCCUUUCUCUUACGGAGGCUGCAUGGGUAACUCGAACCGCUUCCAAAACCUUGGGUCCUGCAUGGAGUACUGCAGUCCACGAAAAACUGUUCCCGUGCUCUGCCUUGACCCUCUGGACAAGGGGAAGUGUUCAGCCUCCAUCCCACGCUAUUACUACAACACAGCCACCAAGAUGUGCGAGGAGUUCAUCUACUCAGGCUGCGGCGGGACCAGCAACAACUUUGUAUCCAGGCAGAGCUGCAUGGACGUGUGUGUCAAAGCAGCUAAAAAGCACUCCAUCCUAACCAAAGGCCGUCGCAGGAGGCGGAGAAGAAACAAUCACAUCGGUUACUUGCAGGCGUAGACGUCUGACGCGUGAUCUCAGGGAGUUUCACUUCGACAAAACCUUUGUGGACGCUUCUAUCCAAAUAAACUGACUCCAUUUUUGCCGAAUGAGGAGAAUUUUGUCUUUGUUGUUGUUACAGAAAGAGUAUUACUGGCGCAUAACAAACCUUACACUGUAUUAGUAUAUAAUGCUGUAUGAGCAGUUUAAAAUGUGAUUUCACUGUAUGUUCGACAAAGUUUUUACUACUGCACUAAUGUUCCUUGUUGUGUUUUAUAUUGAAUGUAUGUGUAUAAGAAAUAUGUUAGUGAACUUUUUACCCAUUCUGCUGUUUUUUUAAAAAUUUUUAUUCAAGAUGAAGAAUAAAAUUAAAGUAUUAUGCA
Cheilinus undulatus (humphead wrasse) is the source of this 1085-nucleotide messenger RNA. It is a transcript of the gene tfpi2, whose product is annotated as tissue factor pathway inhibitor 2. The record is from RefSeq and is a predicted model, not a curated record. Gene Ontology annotation, biological process: negative regulation of peptidase activity. Gene Ontology annotation, molecular function: serine-type endopeptidase inhibitor activity. NCBI's taxonomy places the organism in Eukaryota, Metazoa, Chordata, Actinopteri, Labriformes, Labridae. Gene Ontology annotation, cellular component: extracellular region. The transcript has 5 exons. Bases 43 to 723 code for a protein of 226 amino acids.